Messenger RNA from Rattus norvegicus (Norway rat), 16969 nucleotides. The record is from RefSeq and is a predicted model, not a curated record. Lineage: Eukaryota; Metazoa; Chordata; Mammalia; Rodentia; Muridae.
UUUAUAUAGAGAGAAUAUAUAAAUAUUGAAUAUAUUGAAUAAGACACAUUUAUUUUUUCUGCAACAAAACGCCAUGGCUAAAAAGCAAGUUGGUGAGGUUUGUUUGGCUUAUACUUCUACAUCGUAAUCCAUCAUUGAAGGAAGUCAGAAAAGAAACCCAUGCAGGGCUGGAACCUGGAGGCAGGAGCUGAUGCAGAGGCCCAUAUAGAGGUUCUGCUUACUGACUUGCAUCUCAUGGCUUACUCAGCCUGUCUUCUUAUAGAACUCAAGACUUUUAGCCCUUGGAUGGUACCACCUACAAUGGGCCAGGCCCUUCCUCUUUGAUCACUAAUUGAUAAAAUGUCCUACAGUUGGAACUCAUGGAGGCAUUUCUCCAACUGAGGCUCCUUUCUCUGUGGUGACUCUAGCUUGUGUCUGACACACAAAACCAGCCAUGAGUUCAUGCCUGCAUGUAUGUAUAUAUACACAUGCCAUGGCACAGAUGUGGUCAGAUGACAACUUAAUGGAGUCUGUUUUCUCUUUCUGUUUUUACUUGUUUACUGUCACUAGGCUUGUACUGUAAGUGCUUUUAUCUGCUGGGCCAUCUCACUGGCUCCAGUUUUUACAUUUUUAAAGGGCAAAUGUAUUUAUUGAUAAUGAAAUACUGUCUUUGCAUAUGCUGAUACUGCUGUUGAUACGUCUAAAUUUUCCAUGCAAGGUUGACCUGUGAAAGAAUUUGUGAACACUGUGGAACUCUGCUCAUUUGCUGAGGAAUGCUCAGCCUCUGGGCCCCUGUUUGGAAUGCAGCUGGACUCCUCUAGUCACCCUGGUAGCAUAGGUGGUGUAAGACUCUUUCCUUAGUGAUAGAAGGAAGUCAAAGCUUCCUAACUCCUUUCACAGCAUUAUCUAUGUAUCUUUGUUAAUGUGAUCCUGAGAAUAUUAUUAGAAAUGAAAAGUGAAGUGUAAAGUCUUGAAAUGGCUUGUUUGUAUAAUUGUACAACUAAGUUAAUCACUUUUAACAAGUCUCAACAAUGACUGCAUUCUCCUAGGAAGGUGUUAACUUGUUAUGGGGUAGAAAGAACCCUUUGAUAGAGCAUUUUCAGCCUGGAAAAACAGCUUUAAUUUUAGAGGCCACUGAAACAAAUGGAGACUUGUUGGGAAUAUUAACACUACCUUUUUCUUGUUUGUUUAGUUUAGCAGGAUCAAUGUUUAUUAGGUGAUGUUUGCUAGCAAGCUCUGAUGUGUAUACCAUUUCUGUUGACCAUGUUAUCAAUGUUCAGACAGUGCCAUUUGGUAUGAGUUUCAUACCUUGGCUCUUCACAUCUCAGUUUGUAAGAAGCACUGUUUCAAAACUGGCUUGGAGUUGUUAAGGGCAGUGACAUGAGGGCUCUGCACACUGAAUUUUUGGGGUUGUGCACUUAAAAGAACAAGGACCCUGCACUGUGCCCAGACUCAUUUUCUGAGGAGUUGGUGUUUUUCUGUUAAUCUCCUAACUAUGUUCUAACUGAAGGAAAGCAGAUCUUAAUUGAAAGCCGAUCCCGCAGAAUGAUCAAUAUCAUGAUGCUUUGGGUAGGGUGUAGUGGGGGAACAGCCUAAACUGUCCUGCUGCCUGAAUAUUGUCAAAGCUUUCCUCUGUCUGGUGGCUUCAAGCUGAUUGUAUGUAGUCAUUCUGAGACCAUGGCUCUGAGCUUUGAGCAAGGCUCUUCCUGUGAAUCACUGAGAAUUUGUGUUCACUGGAGAGGUAGUGAAUAGAAAUGUUGCCUUGACUUAAUUCUCAGUCUUCAUUCUCCCAGAAGCAAGAAUGUAUUCUGUCAAAUACAUUUUAGCUGUUUGUGUCUGUCACUUUCCAGUGUGUAAGAACUGGGACUGUUGGCAGCAGGUGUGACUUAUUGAUACUUUUGAUUCCAAAGGAAAACAUCUUUAAAGAAUAGUAGGUGAGAGCAGUGAGCUCUGUAAAUUACCUCUUCCCAGAGAAAAUGAGGCUGGAAAGUACUUGUCAGUCUGGAAGAAAACUCAUCCAGGAAAUAUUUAUUUUGUCAGGUGUCAGACUAAGGUUAUGAGUGCCCUCAAGGAGCUACCAAUCUGUUGGGGUGGACAGAUGCUUAAUCGAGACACCACAGUGUUUCUCAACCUUAGAUGCACUUUGAAAUAAACUGAAGAGUUAAAAAGAAUGAGGGUGCUGGACUGGAGAGAUGGCUCAUCCGUUAAGAGCAUUGACUGCUCUUCCAGAGGUCCUGAGUUCAAAUCCCAACAACCACAUGGUGACUCACAACCAUCUGUAAUGGAUCUGAUGCCUUUUCCUGACAAAACCCGGAGACUACAUUUGAAGUGUAUGUGGAAGUGGCCUAUCCUAGGACAGGUGGCACGCUUUCAGAGGCAGGAGAAGAGGAUGUUGUAUUGGAAGUUAUUCCUGAUCUGCAGAACAAAGAUCAUUUGCCAUGGCUUACUUUUCUGUCAUUCCAAAAUCCUGAGGUGCAGAGGCAAUUCCCGGAGGACUACAGUGACCAGGAGACAGGAUAAGGUCAUCUGGCACAUUUGUCCUUCAGAGGGCACUUGUGAGGAAGUUCUACAGACUUUGACCAAGUUUUGUUUUCCCUUCUAUGUGGACAGCCUCUCAGUUAGCCAAGUUGGCCAGAACUUCACAUUUGUGCUCACUGACAUUGACAGCAAACAGAGAUUCGGGUUCUGCCGCUUAUCUUCAGGAGCCAAGAGCUGCUUCUGUAUCUUAAGCUACCUCCCCUGGUUUGAGGUAUUUUAUAAGCUCCUUAACAUCUUGGCAGAUUACACAACAAAACAACAGGAAAGUCAGUGGAAUGAACUUCUUGAAACUCUGCACAGACUUCCCAUUCCAGACCCCGGAGUGUCUGUUCACCUCAGCGUGCAUUCUUACUUCACUGUGCCUGAUAGCAGAGAGCUUCCCAGCAUACCUGAGAAUAGAAAUCUGACAGAAUAUUUUGUGGCUGUGGAUGUGAACAACAUGUUGCAUCUGUACGCCAGCAUGCUGUAUGAGCGCCGGAUCCUCAUCAUCUGCAGCAAGCUGAGUACCUUGACGGCCUGCAUCCACGGCUCUGCUGCCAUGCUCUACCCCAUGUACUGGCAGCAUGUGUACAUCCCUGUGCUGCCCCCACAUCUGCUGGACUACUGCUGUGCUCCCAUGCCCUACCUCAUAGGAAUCCAUUUAAGUUUAAUGGAGAAGGUCAGAAACAUGGCCCUAGAUGAUGUUGUGAUCUUGAAUGUGGACACCAACACCCUGGAAACCCCUUUUGAUGACCUUCAGAGCCUCCCAAAUGAUGUGAUCUCCUCCCUGAAGAACAGGCUGAAGAAGGUCUCCACAACCACAGGCGAUGGGGUGGCCAGAGCCUUCCUCAAGGCCCAGGCUGCUUUCUUUGGCAGCUACCGGAAUGCACUGAAAAUUGAGCCAGGACAUCAAUCCUUCGCCUGGUGUAUGAAGGCCUGGUAUAUUAAUUGGCUGUCAGAUUCUGAAGAGGAAGAACCCAUCACUUUCAGUGAGGAGGCCUUCGUGUCCCACUACCGCUCUGGAGCCAUGAGACAGUUCCUACAGAAUGCCACACAGUUGCAGCUCUUCAAGCAGUUUAUCGAUGGCCGACUAGACCUUCUCAAUUCCGGUGAAGGUUUCAGUGAUGUCUUUGAGGAGGAGAUCAGCAUGGGAGAAUAUGCCGGCAGUGAUAAACUGUACCAUCAGUGGCUGUCCACAGUCCGGAAAGGAAGUGGAGCGAUUCUGAAUACUGUAAAAACAAAAGCUAACCCAGCCAUGAAGACUGUCUACAAGUUUGCAAAAGAUCAUGCAAAAAUGGGAAUAAAAGAGGUGAAAAACCGCUUGAAGCAAAAGGACAUCACCGAGAAUGGCUGUGCAUCCUCUGCAGAAGAUCCACUGCCAAAGACCAUACCAUCCCCACUGGCAGAGGCCAAGGACCCCAAACUUCGAGAAGACCGGAGACCAAUCACAGUCCACUUUGGGCAGGUACUGCCUUUAACGUGUCUGUUAGCUAAGCAUCUCAUUAGAACACUUCGGCGUCCCAGGCCCUUCUUUGCACCUUCAAAUAAAAGGCAACAAGCAAAAGCUUUAUAAAAAAAGUCAAUUAGGAGUUCUUUAUUAAUGUACUCCCUGAAAAUCAAUAUUGGGGGUUGUGUUUCUCUGAGUAAACACCCUUGCUGUGGUUCUAGAAAUACAACUCUUUACCCAACUGCUUGCAAGGACCUGAGUGCUUAAAAAAUUGUCUGUUCAUUUGGUUUUAUUUCUUUCCUCUUAACUAAUACAUUGUACUCUUUAGAGAAAUUGAAAUUUUCAUCCAUUUCCUACCUGUGGCUAUAUUUUUCAAUUAAAAGGAUUAUGUAGCCUUCCCUACUUCUCUUCAAUUGACUGUUCUAAUUUAUUAAAUAUAAAUGUGUGUGUGUGUGUGUGUGGUGUGUGCAGUUUGGUGCUUUUGGUUUGAUUUGGUAUCUGAAACAUGGCUCCGUAGGUAUGGUUGUAACAAGAGUCCGCAAGGUUUCCUGUUGUAGUCGUCAUUGUUUUUCUGGUCCUAGGGCUCUAACCAAGGACCACAAGCUACAUUGUAUUACUGAACUUAAGUCAUCUGAUUCUUUAGCCAUUCUCUAGAUGAAGUAUGAUAAAGCUAGUCUGUAUGAGGUGUAUUUUUAGAUUUUACUCUAUGAUUAUUUUUAUUUUAUUGUUACCUAUUUAUUUACUUAUUUAUUCACUUUACAUCCCAAUCGCAGCCCCCCCUUUUCCCAGUCCACCCCUCACAUGACUCCUCCCCCAUCCCGCCCUCCCCUUCAUUUCUGAGAAUGGAGCGGUCCCCCCCACCCCCCGCACCAACACACCUGGGCACCUCAAGUCACUGCAGGACUAGAUACAUCCUGUCCCACUGAGGCCAGACAAGACAGCCCAGUUAGGGGAGCAGGAUCCACAGGCAGGCACCCAAGUCAGGGAUAACUAGGUGUUGGAAGACCAGCAUGAAGACCAAGCUACAUGUCUACUACAUAUGUGCAGGGACCUGUCUGUAUAACUUGUAUUUACUGUUAGUAGGAUUGCUAUUUCACCUCAAAAGGAGCCUAGAAUCCUUCAUGCAAAAUAUUUCUUAUGUUAAGAGACAUUCAUCAGGAGCCAUUAUAUAUCAAGUAUUGAACUAUUUAAAAUUAAAGAGAACCAGGCCCUUGAGAUGGCUCAGCAGGUAAAGAUGCCCAUGACCAAACCCGACAAUGUGAGUUCAGUCCCCAGCUACUGUGUGAUAGAAGGAGAAAACCAACUCUCCCAGUUUGUCCUCUGACUUCCACAUUUGGGCGUGGACAGACACACACACACACACACACACACACACACUCCACAUACAUAAGCUAACACACAUGCAAGAGAAAUAAAAGUGUAAAAGGAAAAAUAAUUAGCAAAACAGCCAUUGUGGGCUCUCAUUGCAAAGCAUGAACUGGCACAUGAAACCACUAUCUUCUAAUCAGUCUUUUCGGAUAAUUAUGUCCGUACCUCAUCAAUUUGGGAAAUCUGCCCCUCUUCUAAUUUUAUACUUAAAGGGAUGUCAUAGGACCCAGGACAUCCCGUAAAGCAGAAGCACUGACUAACUAGCAGUUCUCUUCAAAGCACACCAGUGUCUGCACCCUGAGGACCUGUCUCCUUAGGGGCUUAGGCCCCAUCGGAACAAUCCACACCCCAGUUCCUGGCCAUGUUUGCUGAAAGCACAGCCCUGUUGUCACCAGCAUGGCAUUCCAGAGUCAGCUUCCUGCUUUCCUUUGUCCUCAUUCCUGAACAUUCAAACCUGCCCAUGAAAGGAUCCCUCACUGGAGUUGGGAGCCCAUUACAGAGAAAGAGGAGGUGGUGGGGGUUGGGGGGAUUCAUGGUGUUAAACAUUCCAUUUUUCAAAACACACAAAAAAGGAGGCCCUAUGUGAAAUAGAGAGACCUUCUUUCCAUUUCAGCAAGAAAUAGAGAAAUGCUUUAAUGUCAUUCCCAGCUAAAUGCAGAAUAAGAGUGUGUGUGCUCACACGGGUGGGGGAUAAACAAUUAAAAAGCCACCCCAAACUCUGUUGAAAUAAGAGCUGUCUGUGCCUUCACAGGUCUGCAAACUGGAGAGGAUGAAAGUGGCUCACCCACCCCCCAUUUGUCACUUCCCUCACGUGGCUGCCAGCAUUAUGCAAGUGUACAGGAAGGCAGGAAUUUUUUUUUAAUGCAUGCAUACGGAUUAAGGUCAAGCCCCUAGUAUCAGCCAUGCAGCGGGCUCUCCCUUCCAGCUGCAGCCACAGAGCCUACCCACAGCCGCAAGAUGCCUUAAUUGAGACGUGCUGUCAAAGUGACAAACACAUUUGCAUACAGUCUACACUCUAUUUAUUUUCUCUGGAAAGGUCUACAGUCUGCUGUUGGUUGAACAUUCUUAAUCAGUUUGCUGUAAGUGAACCACCAGCUAGCUCACUUGAGCUGGGCCCCUUCUUAUUAGGUGACAGAUUAGCAGGGAGGAGGGGGAUGGAGAAACCACAGACACCCUUUUUUUUAAUUCUUUCCAGCUUUGCCCCUUGGUGGGUUGUCCUUCAGUCCUUCCCUAGGACCUUCUCUGAUGGGCCAUUGAUGGCAGGGGUACAGUCCUUCUGGCCAGUCUGAGAUUUAAGAGUUCUAACAGUUAAAAAUUAUGUGCUACAUCCUUCUGUGUUUUCCUUACUUGCACAUUGCUCUCUAAACUGUUUGAACCUGGUUUGCGUCCAGACUGUAGCUUCCUCUUAUGGUAUCUCUAACGUCACAGAUUUAGCAUACCAGUCCAGUUUUUUUUUUCUAAUCUAUAAUAAAGUCUAAAUGUUCACUUAUGAUUCAUCAGUGCUACUCAUAUAACCCUAGUAUGUAAAUCCUCUCCUUGCAGGUGGAGGAACAGGCCUCACAAUAUCCUAUAUGAAGGCAGGGACUAUUGACCUUAUUUUAUGGGUCAAGAGAUGAAAGACCUGAAGGGACCUGCUCAGACCCACAUUGUCAGUAUGGCCACUCAAACCCCAGUCAGAUCGUACCUAACCAUCUCGACAUUCUCACUCUGGGCUUACAUUCCUAUGGAUUUUUUCAAGCCCACUUGCUUAACUAAAGUUGGGUUUAGUAAUACAUGUCUAUAAUCUUAGGCCUUAGGAAACUAAGACAGGAACAACAUAAGUUUGAAGCCAGUCUGGGAUACACAUGACAUUGUGUCUCAAAAGUAAGAAAUAAGAUGAAACAAAAUAAAACAAACAAAAAGUUCACUUCUCUGGACUGUAAAAACCAGGGCUGUUGUAAUCGCGACAUUAACCCUUCUACAUUACAACCCUGGUGCUGGUGCCUAGACAAGACAGCCCAGUGGACACAUCCUACAGGGUGACAGAAAAAGGCCUUCUGCAGAGUCCUCAGCAGUAUGGGAGUAGCUGACAAGAGGGGAUCUCAAUGCCAAGAGAAACCACUGCCAGGGAAAAAAGAUAGUUUCUUACCCGCUGCUCUCCUCAAGGCUGGGACUGGGCCUCUAUUUGUAUAUAUACUGUUCCAUCUACAUACCGUAAGAUAAGUAAGCACCCAGUCUCCACCCGUGUAGGACAUAAUGAUGGAGAGAUAGGCCUACAAAUGAACAGAGAGUGAGAGAGAGAGAGAGAGGGAGAGAGAGAGAGAGAGAGAAGGAGGAGGAGGAGGAGGAAGAGGAGGAGGAGGAAGAGGAGGAGAGGAGAGGAGAGGAGAGGAGAGGAGAGGAGAGGAGAGGAGAGAACUUGCAGAAAUCAGUUCUUUACACCGUGUGAAUCCUGUAGUCAGAAUGGACAGCAAGCACCUCUACCCACUGAACCAUCUUGCCAGCCCCUAAAAUGCAUACCUUUUAAAUAAAGGCUAAAGCUAGGCUGAAUGUUACACCCCUGUAAUCCUAGCACUUGAUGGGGGAUGGAGGCAGGAAGAUCAGAGUUCAAAUCCAACCUGGGCUACAUAGGAUGCUGACUCAAAAGAAAUGAGUAAAAGGAGAAUACUACAUAAGUCCUAAGGCCAAAUGGUUGCUAAGUCAUUGCUUCAGAAUUUAAAGGACUAAGUUAAUCCUCACAGGAUCAGUAAACAGUGGUACAGCUGUUCUAAAACACCUACUUAGAGGGAUCUAUGGAAGGGAGGAUAGGGCAUGUCCGACUAUGGAAGGGAGGAUAGGGCAUGUCCGACUAUGGAAGGGAGGAUAGGGCAUGUCCGAUUCCUUCCCAGACCCCCAGAGAAGCUCUUCUCUCCAGGUAGAAGUAAAAGAAAGAGAAAAGAGGCUAGAGAGUCAAAUCCCAUGUUUCACUCUUCUGAGAUGGGGACUGGGACUUCCUUCCUGUCCCUGGCUUUAGAAGGGGUAAGGAAGCAGGGACCUCCCCAGCAGUGGGAGCACCCACAGGAACAACAUGAUGUUUUGACCCUUCUCCCCUGGCAGAAGUCAGCAGAGGUGGCAGCACUUUCUAUAGAAGUUGUUCUCUGCAUCUAGUCAAAUGGCCAGGCUACCAAGUACUUUGAAUAUCUGUGCUUAUUGAAAUGUGUCAUAAGCUGGUAAGGAAACAGCUUGGCUGUGCUGGCAUGGUUCACUCAUGUCUACUCUUGAACCAGCACAACUCCUCUGCUCCUCUUGGUUGAGUGCAACCCUCCCUCCCUGCUAGAGAACUGGACGAAUGCUGAAGUCCAGGGAUGCUUGCUGCUAGCCCUGAGUGCAGGCUGCCAAGGCUCACUGAGAAAGAAAUGGGAGGACCAGUUCUCAGACCUUCCAGACUUGCUUCAUUUCCCACAAUUCACUGAUCUGCAAAAUGAGUAAUUGCUUGUUUUCCAAUGUACAGAUUCCAAAACACACAUCUUGAAAUGUACCUCUACUCCUUCUGUUUGAACAAGGGAAUAUGAACUUUAAUGUAAAGUUUCAAAAGCUGUUUAGAGGCUAGAUUGUUGUCUCAAUGGUUUAAAGCACUGGCUGCUCCUCCAAAGGACUUGAGCUUAAUUCCCAGCUCCCACAUAGAGGCUCACAACCAUCUGUGCCUCCAGUUUCAAAGGAUCUAACAUCCAUUUCUGGCCUCCAUGGGCACCAGUCAUACACAUGGGGCAUAGACAUGCGUACAAGUGAAAUACCCAUUCGUAUAAAAUAAUUUAAAAGUUUGUUUUGUUUUGUUGAAGCAAAGUCCUGCUAUCCUAGAGCUUGGCUUGCUGUAUAGACCAGACUGGUGCCUUGAACUUGCCAUGAUCUUCCUCCCUCCAACUGGGAUUAAGGCAUACACCACCAUGCAUGUUUAAACCAGUAUCCUAAUCAAAUAACAUGGUAGCUCUCUGGUGAGCUGUGACAGGUUUGAACACCAUCCUAAGACCAGCUCUGGAAAUACAACCAAAAGCAUGAGCCUGUCCUUUACUGCCAGUCUUAGCUACACCGAAAUGCUACCAAGACAACAAAUGUCCUCAAAACCCUUGGCUCUGAGUAUCCUGAGAAGUUCUGUAGAAGUGCCAUUCCUCACUCACACCUCCAGAGGUGUCCUGCAUUCUCAUGACACCUCAAACACAGACCACCACCACCCCAAACUGGAGCAUACAGUCCCUGCCAGACUCCUUCCAUAUCCUCAGCUCCCACCUCAGAACCUCACCCACACCAACCCUGAACACUUCAGUCCUCCCCUCUCCAUUACUUCUCUAACAGCCUGGAUAGCAAGCCAAAUGACCAUCACAUGCACUGUGCCUCCUGACUGACACUCCCACUGCAGUACCCCAUGGCCUUUGAAGACUGCCAUCUCACCACCAUGUUCCUAGUCUCCCUUAAUGAUUCCAUCUUCCCCUUGACCUAACCCAGGAGGUCCUUUACCUCUGUGUCCAAACUCAGAGCGUGUCCCCUUGUAAGCCUCCUGGCUCCUGUAGGAACCUCUAGGUCCUUCUCUGUACCCUACCCCAGGACUCUGCACACACCAAUCUCUCACAGAGUCUUGUGAUCAUUUCUUUAGUACCAAUCUUCCCCCAUGAUUACAUAAACCUCUUAGAGGUUCACAGUCUUCAACAGGACCUGGCAUGAAGCUAGCAGUCUGUAAACACACAUUGGUUUUAUUAUUACCAUAGAUGAUUAAAUUGGACUGUAACUAAUUAACUAUUGUUUGACUUCUCCAUAUGUGUACCUCAAGUUAUUUGGUUUCAUCUCAGUUGCUAUUCUGUUCAUUUGGGGAGAAAAUUGGAUAAUCUAUUAGUGCUCAAACACUACUUGCAAAUUCCCUUUCCAUAAAUAAGGAUCCAUUUACAAGUUGAGGCAGCUUUGAGUGUUAAGAACUUGGAUCCUGUCACAUUGUACUGUGUUGUGUCUUUAUGAGGUCCUACGGUCAACCAUACAUGCCCCAUGGGAAAGUGAAGGACAAGUCAGAGGAGUAAGACACUCUUCUAUACCCCAAAGUUACCUGGACCUAUUCAAGAGGGGGAGGGAAGAGCUGUCAGAAGAAGAGGCCCUUGUCUCUGAGUUACAUAGAAUAUAAAUUGCAGACAUCAGGCCUGCAAUCCCAGAACUUCAGAGGCUGAGACAGAAAGAUUGCCAUAAGUAUGAAGCCAGUCUAGGUCACAUGGGGAAGACUCUGUCUGAAAAAUCACAUAUUAGGGGGCUGGAGAGUAGCUUGGUUGCAAAGUGCCAUGCAAACAUGAUUGGGAUUUGAUCUCUGAUACACAUGUAAAAAGUUAGUGAGGCAUGUAUGUAUCACUACCCCAAGGGCUCGGUGGACCUAUUCAGGCAGAUUCUAUGAACUUACUGGCCAGCCAGUCUAGCCAACACUUCAAACUCCAGGCUCACUGAGAGACUUUGUCUCAAAACACAAGGUGGGGAGUAGUUGAGGAAGACAUCAGCCAUUGACAUCUGGCUUCACAUAUGCACAGGCAAGUAGGUGUCCACACCUCCACACAUGCAUCCACAUGCACUCUACAUGUACUUGCCAAUGAGUCUGACAGUCAUAAUAAUAAGAGAGCUCAGAUGAUGGAAACUCAGAGGCUGAGGUAGAAAGUCAGUAGAUUUCUGUUGCAACAUGCAGCACUUAAGAAGUGCUCCUCUUAUUUUGGGGAGCUAGCAAUACUAGAGAACUCAGCAAUGUGGGCAGAGCUCCUGAUGUAGUGUGGAAGCAGCCUUCAGAACCCUGCCUCAGAAUAGCACCUGUCAAACUGCACCAGCUCCACUCACACUCAGCCCAGGUGAAGGAUGGAUGCGGAAAGUCAAGGUGACAGAACAUCUCUGCUGCCACCAGCUCCUCUUGGGACCUAAGGGCACCUAUCUUACAUACUUGGCAUUUGGCCAUUCUUAAGAGCAGCUGAGGGAGAGGGUAAUACUGAGUUUCUCACUUCCUGCCAGGUGCUGUGCUAAAACCUGAGGUCUCUGUUCUAGCAGAUGCCACAGUUGCUGCUGCCAUUGCAGUGGACCAAGCCAUGUGACCCACCAGGCCAUCUUGUUAGGGAUGGGUCUCAAGGCUUAUCCCCCUCCUUCUGAGAACAGGAUAGGCAAGAAGAUAAUAAGGACUUCUUCCAGAGUGUGUGGCUCAGAAGUCAGAGUUCAUUUCAGGCCAUGUUCUGACCUGAAGUUUGGAUCUUCCCCAGCUCUGCUGAGAACAUGGUGAUUCCUUGAUGGAUGCAUACUGUUAAUCUGAUGCAGAAGCUGAGCCAGUGGCCCAGGAUCUCAGGAUAUGGAACCACAAUAAGGCUUUGUUUCUGGUUACCUUCCAGACCUUAGGCCCUCCUUAACAUUUCUGUGUCUCAGUUGGUGCCAAGACAAGUAUACUGGUAUUCUGCACCUGGUGGAGAUACCAUAAGCCAAAGCUACCAUUAAUCUCAAAAGCAUGCUGGGUAAUGUCCUGGUGUGUGUGAAGGUGGUGAAUACAGGAGAAGUGUGUGGGCACGUGUAGGAGUUGACUGGUAUUGGCUAGGUCAGGUACCACUCCAGCUCUGAAGACCAAGGAAGGGCUUAUAUUAGAAAUUUAUAUUGUUUGGGGUAUGUGGGCUCUCAAGACAUAUUUCCAAAUUCAGUUUCCAAAAAGAAAUUAUUUGUUUGUAUGGGCCAUGAUUAUGGUCUAAUUCUGGUACCAAAUCGAGUAAGCCAGGCCUUUCUCCCACUUUUUCAAGUGUCACUCUUAACACUCUCCUAUGCAGUGAUCACAUGACUUACCACUGCAGAACACAUCCUUCUAACUAGAAGAUGAAGAUGAAAAGAAGUAACUUCCACACAAGAUAUGGCCGUGACUGACUGAGCCCAUCUCCCAGCCAGUCACCAUGGCUAAAGGUCUCCUGCACACAGGGGACACAUCCCAUGAAUGCACACACCUCAGAGAUAAAGGAGUAAUUCCUGCAAAGGAGCUGGAAGGUGGUUUUCAAAGAGAGGAGGACUCAAUCAAACAGUGUGCAGGAGAUCCAACAGGAAAGUGUCCUUGCCUCUUAUCCUGUUCCAGAGAAAAGUUCUUAUCCAGAGCUGAGGGGAACCUAUGAUUACAAGAGCAUGCAGAGUCAAGGGCACACAUCAAGCAGAACGCCAGAUUUAAAAAAAAAGUACCAGGCCGUGGUGGUGAAUGCCUUUAAUCCCAUCACUCAGGAGGCAGAGGCAGGUGGAUCUCUGAGUUCAAGGCCAUCUUACAGAGUUAGUUCCAGGAUAGCCAGGUCUACACAGAGAAAGCCUGUCUCAGAGAGAGAGAGAGAGAGAGAGAGAGAGAGAGAGAGAGAGAGAGAGAGAGAGAGAGAGAGAGAGAGAGGAGGAGAGGAGGGGAGGGGUGGGGAGGAGAGGAGAGGAGAGGAGAGGAGAGGAGAAGAGAAGAGAAGAGAAGAGAAGAGAAGAGAAGAGAAGAGAAGAGAAGAGAAGAGAAGAGAAGAGAAGAGAAGAAGAAAAGAAAAACCGUGGGGUAGAACAGAGGGAAGAGAACAAGCAUGCAGGCAUGUCAGUGUGUACCAGCCAGGGAGAUUAGAACUGAGGAUCCCAGGUAAAAGGAGUGAAGGAGUGAAUCAUAGCCGGGACUGUGCCACUCUAUAAAAAUAGGCAUUGCAGUCACUGGACUUCUUAUUUCACAGAACCCCUAGUCCUGUAGCUCCCCGAUUCAAAGUCAGCAAGCUAAGAGGCAUCCCCAAGGCCUUGUUCUGCCAUUUGAAUUUAAACCCCAAUUGUUUUGGUCUCAGUCUUGUUUUCCUUCCCAUCCCAUAGGGACCUAUCACUUCCUCAGUGUCAACUUGAGCACGUCACUACAGCUAGCUGCAUUGCUCAGUAGCUAGACUACAAUCUUUAACCUAACACCAGUGGGAGCAGCUUCUUCCAGCCAUGUCCUAGUUACAUGGGGAAGACUCCAAGCCAGAGAAAUUACACUUCCUAGUCCUAAACUACCCUGGUUAGCCAGCACUCGCUUUGUCCAGUGCUUAAUUAGAGAAUGCUUACCUUUUAAGUGGUUGUAUUAGCCCAAGGUAUAACCUCAAGAAAGAUCCGACUAAAACUACCAAGGAAUAGAAUCUGAGUGGCCUGACCAGUUGAAAUUCUUGUUCUAAGCAGGAAGAAAGUCUGAAUGGGCUUUGUGCCUGGGAACUGUAUCCUGUCCUCCUUUCCAAGGUGCUGACUUCUAGCAUCACCUGGUGGAGAGCCCCAGGGCUGAUGUGCCGGCAGUUUCUAGCACCACUUUUAUUAUGGCAUCUCCUAAUGUCACUAGUCUAAUUUUCUUUUCUUUUUUGGCUUUUCAAGACAGGGUUUUAUACAGCUCUGGUUGUUCUGGAACUCCCUAUGUAGACCAGGCUGACCUCAAACUCAGAGGUCUGCUGCCUCUACUCCCCAGGUACUAGGAUUAAAGGUGUACACCACCACUGCCUGGCUCUCAGUGUCCUUGGCUUGGCAGAAAGUUCUGCUCAGUGGCCAUUAUGCAUGCCAGGAGCUACCUAUCACAUAUCUUGCAUCCAGUAGUGAUCUGGACACUGCCUAUGCAGGGGAAUUAUUAACCUACAGAUGCCCUUGAGAAGGGAGUCACAGGGACCAACCAAGAGAUACAGUAUAAGAAGGGAUCAGAUGCACUGAGGAGGUUCUCAUAAUAGUGUGGACCUGCUGUGCUGGGACGGACUGCUCUCCAAGCCUCAUGUUACUUAAUCUUUCAAGAGCUGUACACAGUGGAUGCAAGUGUUUUUCCUAGAGAGGUCAAGCAACCUGAUCAAGGCAAGAGUUCAAGCUAGGCAUACCCAUCCAGUGCCAAAGCCUGGGCUCUCCUCACCUUCCACCUAGCCCUCUUCAUCAACUCUGCCUGCUUCCCUGGGUAUUUGGUUGACUAGAUCAAGGUCAAUUUGAUGCAUUUCUCUUUUUCCUGUCUAAGACUCAUGCAUUCUGCCUGUACUUUGAACUUUACGUUGUCCCAACACCAGUUGCUUUAACACAGGCAUUUUCUGAAUGCCCACCAAGUGUCUAGCAAUGUGCACAGCAGAGACAUGGGUGUUCUCAUUUCCUUUUCCCCACCUGGCAGAGCUGGGGAGUAGCAGCAGUUUUCUCUAUCGAAAGCCUUCUGCCAUCACUACCAUCUUAUGAGCGACAAUCUGAGGACUUGGUCUUUCUGCCAACACAACAGUAAUCCUUUCAGGAUUUACCCCUUCACUCAUCUGACAUGUUUGAGGCAUGGCAGGUGCAAAGGCCCCUGGGUCACAGAAAAUUAGAUGUUGUCUGCCUUCAUGGCUCAGUGGUUGGGAGAAGCAGUCCACAAAUGCUACAAAGAGGAAAUGAAAUGAAAUGGGCACAAGUCUGGGAGUAGAGAACAGAGCAGCCAUCUAGAGGAGGGAGCAUUCCAACUGGAUCUAGAGAAGCUCUCCAUAAUACUCAUCAUGUAUUGGAUAGAGCCAGAGUGGGAGUGAGCAUUCCAGACAAGAGAAUGAACUCCAGGGAAAUAGGGGCCAACAUGGUCACCAGAGGCCAGCAGGUAAGAUCUGGGCAGUAGCCAAGCUUUGGGGGAGCUUAAAUUAUACCCCAAGCAUGACUUCAAGCCAGGAACAGGUUGUGUUCAAGGGACUGACAACUGGGACCUGAAUUACUGGGACAGAAUAGGUAAGUUAGAAAGACAACUAAAGACAUCCCUAAUAUUGCAGGUGAGCUUGGGGAGCUCAACCAAGGGUGCUGAUUUCAUGAGUGGAGACUCCCAGGCAGAGCAGAGCAGUCAGCAGUCAGCUAAGUGCCCUCCACAGGGCAGUUUGGAGUUUGAGGCAGAGCAACACAAAGCUAGAACUGGUUUAUAUGUGUCCUCGACAUACUCAGCUGAGGUUUGCAGCAUAGCCUGUGAGAGAGGGACUGCACUCACGGCACAGGCCAGCUGAGAGCUCCAGUGCUUCCUUCAAUGAAAUGGGUGCAGCCCUCCUGUCUUUACAGCCCAGUUUCUUCUCCCACCCAUGUGUCUUUUUACUCCUCAUGGCUUCCUCCUUCUAUCCCAGGCUCUUGUGAUCUCCCUCCCCAGAUGGUCAGCUCUUCACUAUCCCACGAUGUUCUGGGAUAACCAACUUAUAGACAUGGCUUUAAAAAUAUAAGCCUGUGUCUUGCUGGGUAGAGAACAUGGGUCGUUUCAAGCCAGCCACUGGCCAUUUUUGCAAACCCAUAGGAACCACACAGGGAAGCUUGUUAGGCCUUUUACACCAGGGAUCCCAUAAGUAAAUAGUGCUGUAUCUUAGUGCAUAUGGGCUGGAGUAUGGAUAUAGAAGCACUGUAUAAAUAAUGCAUAUUUACAAAAUAAGUACAUCAAUAUAUUAUUACCACACAGCCAUAAACAAAUCACCUAGGCGAACUGGCUUCCAUCCAUCAGCAUGCAUCAGCUUUAGAAAUGACCACCAGAAGGGAGAGAGAGUCCUCCUGCCUGGUAACCUUGAGACCUCUGGUUUGAGGCAACUGGUGAGAUUGCAGGUGGGUACCCUGACACACAGCCUUUCUGCCAAGGUGUGACACCUACUGUGGCUGUGUGUUCCUGCAGAUGUCUUGAGGUCUGCUACCGAGCAGAAGGCUGAUUAGCACCAAGUUGCAGGAAGUAAUGGGUUGCACCUCCAGGAAGAUGGCUGGCUGGGCCAAAAGAAUUUUCUAAUUAUGCAGAUUCACUUUGGCUUGCUAGUGAGUAGACUUCCUAAGUGACUCUUCUGGGAACCCUAUAACUUUCAGCCCCCCACCAUGAAAGUAGGGCUGCAUUUUCACAGAGCCUGUGUCCAUCUCUUCAACCCCUCUCUGAGCCCUGAAUCCCACUGGGCAUCUGGCUCCAACAUCUGGAGCUCAGGAGAAGUAGCUGACAGAAUGGCUGGAGUGGGCACCCCUCCCCUUGGUUGUAAUGGCACAAUGCUGGAUUUCAGUAUUUUAAAUGAAAAAUAUAUGCAGUUAGCUGUGCGCUGACAGUGUCCUUGAGGAUUUGACAGUGAGAUUUUCCAGCAGUUGGUCUUCGUUAGGAUCCUGGCAGUGUUUAAUAAGGCAGUGGAACUGCUGGCACCUUGGGCUCCUGUUUGUUCUCCGAGGGCUCGGGGCUGCUGCGGUAAGCACACCGACCAGAGCUGAUCAUUACAAGGGCGUACGCCACCAUGAAUAAAAAUGUCACACGUUUUCCCAUCUCACAGCGGUACAAAAUGUCAGUCCUGUCAAACACACAUUGCAGGGAGCUGUGUGCAGUCCGUACAAAUUGGAAAGCUGCAUAUUCCCCCAGCCUUCUGAUAUUCUUCAUUUGAAGCUGAAGAAAAACAGUUGUUAACCUAUUAGCUGGGAUUUUAAACUCUGCUGAGGCUCUGGAUGGUAGACUCUGACACAGAUAGGAAGGUAUUCCAGGGUCCAGGAAUUUGAAACCAAGUUCUCCAUCCAGUGGUUCCUAGACACGGAAAAAAAUAAAAUAAAAUAAAAUAAAAUAAAAUAAAAUAAAAUAAAAUAAAAUAAAUCCACUCCCCUGUCUAGCAAACCCAACUGUCUUUCUUUAACUGACACACUGGGGAAAUUUAGGGAUAUUUCAUAUCUAAGCUUUCUAAUGCUUCCAUACGAGCAUUCCACUAAAAGAAAAAGAAGAAAAGAAAGAAAGAGAGAGAG